This is a messenger RNA of Micromonas commoda, 4695 nucleotides long. RefSeq lists its product with no specific name. The record is from RefSeq and is a predicted model, not a curated record. Lineage: Eukaryota; Viridiplantae; Chlorophyta; Mamiellophyceae; Mamiellales; Mamiellaceae. Gene Ontology annotation, cellular component: IRE1-TRAF2-ASK1 complex. Bases 1 to 4695 code for a protein of 1564 amino acids. Gene Ontology annotation, biological process: protein phosphorylation; IRE1-mediated unfolded protein response; intrinsic apoptotic signaling pathway in response to endoplasmic reticulum stress. The transcript is spliced from 2 exons. Gene Ontology annotation, molecular function: RNA endonuclease activity; ATP binding; protein serine/threonine kinase activity.
AUGUCAUCGUCCGCGGGCUGCGCGGCGGCGUCGCCCCGCCUCCGGCGUUCGCACGCCCCGCCCGGCGGGCGUGGGGCCAACUCCGGGAAGCCCAUUCUAUCGCCGUCGACGCGGAGGAGGAGGGCGGUCGUGGUCGCCGCGAAGGGCGCGAAGGAGGGCGACAACGGCUGGAUGAAGGGGCUCGAGGGCAUCGGCGGGCUCCUCAAGCGCAUGCCGGGCGUCACCAUCUACCAGGCCGCCGCGCCUCCCCCGGUCUUACCCGGCGCCAGGGUGGACUUCCUCGAGGCCAUGCUCCAGUGGCACGUGGGCAACUCCACCUCCGCCGACCUCGUCCUGCGAGACGUGCAGGACGCCAUCGUGAGCGAGGUGACCUCCUUCCCGGUUGACAAGGUGGCGCUCGGCGAGUCCCCUUCGGUGGCCAUGCACGUGCCGGUGCCCACGCUGAGGCAGAAUCCCAACGGCGGGCCGUGCAACAGCCAGGAGCUCGGCGCCGCGGCGAUGAAGAUGAACGAGAAGCGCUCAUCCGGAGCAGCCUCCGGAGCAUCCGGGUCGGUUACCGGUUUGGAUGAAGACUCGUGCGACUACGCCUCGGGGGAGGCGCUCAUGGCGGGGUUCCCCGCGUGGCAGGGCUGGACGCAACCCGCCACGGCGCUCACCCUGAGGGCGGUGCUGAUGACCGCGUCGGCGCUCACCGCGGCGGCGGGCAUGCGCCAGCCGGUUAUCGGCGACCCGGCCAAGGAUGCGCGCGCGGGGGGCGGCGCCGGGCUGCUCAAGCCGCAGAUUCUCUUCCCCGAACCCACGCGGGAGCUGGGCGAUCUUCGCGAGUUCUUCGAGACGCUGUGGCCUGACGCGCCGUACUCGUUCGGCACCUACGGCAGGGACAGCGUAAGCUCCGACGAUCGGUACCUCAAGGGCGACGGCGUCGACGGCAAGAAGAAACUCGGCCGGCGCGAGAAGCGGCUGGUCAUCGUCGUCAACGUGUCCUCCCCGGGGGAGGAAUCCGCGGCGGAGAGCGACGGCGAGGGCAUGGUGAACGCCGCGGAGACGCUCCUGGAGCUCAACGUCCCGUUCGUGGUUCUCACGCUGUGGCAGGACAACUCGCUCGUCAAGUCGGUGCAGACGAAGCGGGCCCGGACCGAGGAACGCGACGCCUUGCGGGUUCUCAUGGAGCGACGGACUCGCAUCUUGCUCGGCAGAAGCGUCCGGCGCAAGGAAGCGCGACAGAAGAUUCGCGACGCGUACGCCAGGGCCGUGAAGAUGCCGCAGGGCAAGGGGUACGUGGCGCUGGAAGAGGCGCUCGCCGAGGCUAAAGCGGCGGGCGCCGAGGUUGGAUCGGAGGGCGACGCCAUGCUGGCGGAGAUUCGUUCGCAGGCGAGGUCCGCGGAGACGGACGCCCUGGCCGCGGCGCUGACGUCCGCGUGCCUGCAGGUGCCCGUCGACGUGGCGAGCCUGAGGGCGAACUUGCAGCGCGCGAGGGGGGUGUUGGAGCGCGAGGAGGCGGAGGCGGAUGAGGUCGCCGCUAAGACGGCGGCACAGCUGGCGGGGGCUUCCGAGUCGCCCGCGUCGGCUCCCCACGUCACCGCGAAACCCGGCGCGCUCAUCAACAUGGUGUACAACGACGGCGUCGCGGCGUCCCUCGACGUCGGCUACUCCAUCGACGACGACGAGCCCGUUUUGAUGGCGGAUCCCGUCGGGUCGGUCGAGUCGUCAAUCGACGACGAGGACGAGGAGGAGGACGACGACGAGGUCGCGGAGUCGGCGACGCCGGCGGCGGCGGGGAGCCUCCUGGGCACCAUGGAAGACAUCGAUAGGUUCGGCGCGAAGACAUCCGAUGCCGGGGGAGGGGACGCGCGAGGCCUCGCGGCGUUGCGAGCGGCUGUCGCGGGGGCGGAGGCUGCGCUCGAGGCUGUCGAGCUGGAAGGUGACUUGCGCUCGACGCUUCAGGACCAGGGUUCCCUCGACGUCGCCGCCGUCCCGCGGCUCGAGGCGCUCAUGCUGAGGGCCGCCAAGGUUGCGGAGCGCAAACCCCCGUUGACCCAGGAGGGCGCGGCGAAGCUCAACACGCUCGUGUCUAGGUGUUUCAGCCGGGCGACGGCGCUCCAGGAGAUGGAGGGCGCGAGAGCCGUCCUGGCCGAGGCUUUGGAGCCCUCGCUCCGCGGCCGCGACAUCUCCCCCGGGUCCCUGGAGCCCGGGGACGUGCCCAGGCUCGAGAAGGCGGUGGCGAGGGCGAGGACCAGCGCGUGGCCGUGGCAGCUCGAGGAUGCCGUCGCGGAGGCUGAGUCCACGCUCGAGCGGUGGCGGGCGCUCGCGGCGGUGGACUCGGCGAUGAAGUCGAGAUCCGUGGCGCGACUGAGGGACGCCGUGGGGACGUGCGCCGCGAAGCACCCGAGCCUUGAUCUCUCCAGCGCCGUCGCGCUGCUCUCGGAGCUCGACGCGGAACGCGCCAUGGAGGAUGGCGAUCAGCGCCUGCGAACGUAUUUCGCCGCGUCGAAGGUUGCGUGGGCCGGGGGCGUGUUGACGGACGAGGCGGCGGCGAUGCUCAACACCAUCCGGCAGUCGCUGGACAUAACCGACGCCGAGCACGAGCAAGUGACGCGGGCGGCGUCCGCGGGCUCGCGAACCCCCGAGGAGGCCGCCGCGGCUCGGUCGAAGGAGGCGCUCGACGUCCAGACGAAGAAGCGCGGCGGCGCCGGCGCGGGAACAAGUUUUGAAGGAACAAACGGGGACGCCGCGAGGAUCCGCGGGCCGGGUCAGCGCGUCAGCUUCUCGGCGUCCGGCGAGGGCGUCAGGCGCCCGAUGUUCGAGGGCAGCGAGGACUACAGGGGUUUGGGUUCGAACGAUCCGGACGUCGAGUCGCUGUGGGCGGAGGCUGUCCCGGAUGAGGGAAGCGCGGGUGAGGAGAUCACCGUCACCGCGGGUGGCGGCGACGACGGAGCCCUCGACGGUUCCGGGGGCGCGGGGGUGGGCGGCGGCGGCGGCGGCGGCGCGAGGGGCGGCUGGAGGCGCGUCGGGGACACCAUCAUAUACAACGAGGAGGAGAUCAUCGGCGUGGGGAGCUCGGGAACGUACGUGUUCAGGGGAUACGUGCAGCACACCACUCGCGCGCGACACGCGGUGGCGGUGAAGCGCAUCCAGCGCCCGCCCGGCGAGGAGGGCCGCGAGCUGCUCAAGCUGGUGGAACGCGAGGUGGAGUUGCUCACCGCGCUGAAUCAGUCUCCGAAGGUUCCGUUCUUCCACUGCUGGGGGAUCACCAGCUCGCACGUGUUCAUCGCGUUGGAGCUGUGCACCGAGUCGCUUCGGGAGCACGUCACGCGGCGGGGCGACGGGAUGAGCGUGGAGAGGCGGAUGGACAUCCUCCGUUCCGUGAGUUCCGGGAUCCAGUGGCUCCACGACCCGUCCAAGUCCUCGGGGUGCAUCACUCACAACGACCUGAAGCCCGAGAACCUGUUGGUCGACUCCACGGGCGAGAUCAAGAUUGCCGACGUCGGCCUCGGGGUGCAGCUGCAAAACACGGGCAAGAGCGGCGACAAGUACACGAUGUCCACCUUCCGUAAGUACGGCAUAGACAUCGUGCUCGCGGGCAGAGCGCCGGAGAUGCUCAAGCACCAGCCGCUCACGCCCGCAGCUGAUAUAUGGGCGAUGGGCGUGGUGUUUUACUUCGUCCUGACGGGCCGGGCGAGCCCGUUUAGCGAGAGCGGCCGCGACGUCCCGACAAACGCCGCCAUCAUAAACGGCCGGCACCACCUCCAGAACCUCAUGCGCGUCAAGGGCCUGCACCCGCGGCGCGCGCUCGAGGCCAGGCACCUGCUCGCGUCCAUGCUCGCGCCCGACCCGGCGUCGAGGCCGGACGCCGCCGGAGUCUGCGACCAUCCGUUGUUUUGGGACGACGACGUCGCCAUGCGCAACGUCGCCGCGCUGCACGCCCGGUCCGCCAGCGUUCAACGGGAUAUGUCGGGCGUGCUCAACGACAUAGCCACGGACGCGCUGCUCUCCGGCGCGAGCUCGGGUAACUCGGAGAGGGGCGCGUUGCUCGCGGCGGCGUCCAUGGAUCUCACCGACUGGAAGCGCAUGGUGGACCCGGGGAUCCGCGAUCGCAUCACCAAGCACCUCGUGAAGGAGUCCCUGGUGGUCGCCGCCGGGAAAAACGCCGCCGCCGGAAACGGAGGAAAAUCCAAGGCUGACGUCGGGCGCAAGCCCUACGGCGACGGGUUCGCGGACCUGCUGAGGUUCUGCAGGAACGCGUACGAGCAUCCCCCCACCGGGGACGAGAUCGCGCCCAUCGUCGACGCCCUCGCCGAAGCCUCGGACGCCCUCGAGUCGUCCCUCGACUCCGAUUCCGACGUAAAGUUCGACGAAAAGUCAGACGCCCCUCGGACCACCGCCAGCUACGAGCUCCGGUCCGGGAGUACGAAUCGCCCUGUACGCGCCCUACUGCCGCCCGGGGUGGUCCAGGGCAUGGCGUACAGGAGGCUGACCCGGCGGCAGAGGCGGGCGCUGUUUGGAGCGUACGUCACGCACUUGUUCCCGGGGUUACCGCUCGCGGUGCACGAGUGCGCCGUGGCGGUUGGCGCGGAGCCGACGAGGGAGACGAAACGUGGGGGCAACGCGAAGAACGGGGGCGGGGGCGGCGGGGGAAAUAAAGGGGCGAAGCAGAAGGGAGGCGUCGCGGCGCAGCAGGGGACGAAGGCUAGGUAA